AUGAAGCUAGAUAUAUCGUGCUUCUGCUUUCUGUCGAGAAAUGAGUACCGAGUAUUGACAGCGAUUGAAAUGGGCAUGCGAAAUCAUGAAUAUUUGCCCGUAUCAUUAAUAGCAAGCAUAGCAAAUUUAAGGAAAGAAGGUAUAACAUCUGUUCUGAAAAAAUUAUUAAAAAAUAAAUUGAUAAGUCAUGAAAAUAGAACAUAUGAUGGGUAUAAAUUAACAUAUUUAGGAUACGAUUUUUUGGCCUUACGUGCUUUUCUAAAUAGAGGAAUUUUAAAAAGUGUAGGGAAUCAAAUAGGAGUAGGAAAAGAAUCGGAUAUAUAUAUAUGUAAAGAUAUAAAUGAUAAUUUAUUAUGUCUGAAAAUACAUAGGUUAGGUAGAAUAUCUUUUAGAACAAUAAAAAAUAAUAGAGAUUAUUAUGGGAAAAAAAAAUUUAGAAAUUGGUUGUACUUAUCAAAAAUUGCAGCAACAAAAGAAUAUACAUAUUUAAAAGCAUUAUAUGAAAAUAAUUUUCCUGUACCUAAACCAUAUGAUCUAAAUCGGCACAUGAUUUUGAUGUCAUAUAUAAAUGGUUAUCCCUUAUCACAUGUUAAGAUAAGUAAUCCUUUUAAAGUUAUAGAUUUUUUAAUAAAUACAAUAAUAAAAUUUGCUAAAGCAGAUAUUAUUCAUGGAGAUUUUAAUGAGUUUAAUAUUUUAAUUGAUGAUGAUGAAAAUAUAACGAUUAUUGAUUUCCCUCAAAUUGUUUCCUUACAUCAUGAGAAUGGAAAAACAUAUUUCGAACGAGAUGUUAAAUGUGUUAUAAAUCACUUUUUUCGGAAAUAUAAAAUUAAAAUUGAAGAUUACCCUUUAUAUGAAGAUGUCAUAGGACUAACUAAUCAUAAAAUUGUUUCGGAAGAAGUAAAUGUUUCGGUUAAUGAGGAUGAUAUGCUUUUACAAAUUUUGCAGAAUGAUAAGUCGUACUCUUGCUCUAGUUACUCGGAGGGGAAUGCAAACUGUUUUGUGCAGUACGAGGAUGGGUACUCGUCACUUGGCAGUGUUGAAGAGGAGGAAGUACAGGAAGAGGAAGAAAAAGAAAAAGAAGAAGAGGGAGAAGAUGAAGACGAAAUAAGGAAAGAUAAAGAAAGGAACCCCGAAAAGUAUGGAAGUGGGAAAAGUCAAACAGACGAAGGAGACAAAACAAAUGGGGAAGAUAAAACCACCGAGGAAUAUGAUAUAAGCUGGAAAGACUACCUGGACAAACUUCAUAUAGCACGUACAAUGAAAAAGGAAGUUGAUAAAUUAGGAGAGAAUAACACUCCUUCAUUUCAUUCCCCUCAAAUAUCAGAAGGUGAUUUUAAGGACGCGUACGAAUGUACGAAUGAUAAGGAAGAGGAAAACAUAAAAAUAGAAAAGAGAGAGGAUAAUAUAGAUGAAGAUUUUUCUAAAGGUUCUUGUGAAAGUCAAGAAAAAGUUUUCGAGUUAACAACUGAAGAGAGGGGCAUACCAGAGCAAAUGAAAAAGGCAAAGGGAGAUUAUACUCAGGAAGUUGAAAAGGUACCAACUGAGAAAAGAACAUGUGAAGUUGAUGAGGGAAGUUACGAACGGGGUGACAGUUGUGAUGAUGACAAAUGCUACUAUGGCAAAUGUGAGAAUGAUAUUUGCCAAGCUAAUGACAUCCAUAUCAUCGAUGAAGUCGAUAAGGGGGAGGAGCAAAACGAUGAAAAGAUAAACAAAUUUGUCCAAGAGGAAGAAGGGAGCAAAACGAAAGAGCAGAUUAGCCAAACGGAAGACUAUGACGAAAGGAGUUCCUAUAGCGAUAAUAUUAGUUUAAGCACAAACGAUUGUGACGAGAGUAGCAUAACGGAAUAUUCAAGCUGCGAUUCGCACAACAGCCUUUCUGAAGAUACAACAAAAAAACUGUCCGAUACAUGGAAACCGCACAUAAAGAAAUAUACAAAGGAGUACGUAAAAAGUAAACUGAAAUAUAUGCACAGAAAAAAAAAGAGCAGAGAAAAGUACAAGGAAAAUUUAAAAACGAAGAAUAAAAAAAAAGUGAUGGAGAAAAUUAAAAAUUACUUAUAA
Plasmodium malariae is the source of this 2061-nucleotide messenger RNA. RefSeq names its product serine/threonine protein kinase RIO2, putative (gene RIO2). The record is from RefSeq and is a predicted model, not a curated record. NCBI's taxonomy places the organism in Eukaryota, Apicomplexa, Aconoidasida, Haemosporida, Plasmodiidae. Gene Ontology annotation, cellular component: nucleus; preribosome, small subunit precursor; cytosol. The transcript has a single exon. Gene Ontology annotation, biological process: maturation of SSU-rRNA; protein phosphorylation. The coding region runs from base 1 to 2061 and encodes 686 amino acids. Gene Ontology annotation, molecular function: protein serine/threonine kinase activity; ATP binding.